Messenger RNA from Epinephelus fuscoguttatus (brown-marbled grouper), 6434 nucleotides. RefSeq names its product cilia and flagella associated protein 53 (gene cfap53). The record is from RefSeq and is a predicted model, not a curated record. The transcript is spliced from 7 exons. Bases 90 to 1295 code for a protein of 401 amino acids. NCBI's taxonomy places the organism in Eukaryota, Metazoa, Chordata, Actinopteri, Perciformes, Serranidae.
GGAAGUUAGUCCAGGUGUGUUUGUGGUUGCCAUGGCUACGUGCAGCCCGUGUGUGUGACUGCAGAGAGACUGAAGAUCAGCUGUUUAAAAUGCUGCUGAGUCAAAGAAGAACAAGAUGUCGGGAGAUAACGGGACCGACGCCUCACUCCGUGGCCGUGAGAGCAAAGUUCCCGUCCCAGAGACCUGCGGACCAGCUGAUCCUGGACAGACAGAAACAAGACGCUGCUCGAGACAAAGUCCUGGACUUCGCUAAGUCCCAGCGGAGCUGUGACAUCAAGACUUCAUGGCUGAAGAGUUCAGAGCGCCGUUUCCUGACAGGAACCAUCGAGAGACAAGUCCGAGCUGCUCUGGACCAACAGAAGAUCCACGUGGACGAGAGGAGGGACAGCAACUGUCUGUCUCAUCUGUCUGUCCCCACCUGUGUCUCCCCACCACCUGUCACCCACCUGUCCCCCGUCCUGUCUCUGCAGCAGCAGCAGAUGCAGCAGCUGCAGCAGCAGCGCCAGCAGCAGACGACGCUGCAGCAGCAGCAGGGAAGACGGCGGCAGCUGGAUCAGUGUCUGCGGCUGAAGAUGAAGCGUCUGGCUCGAGAGCAGCAGGAUGAGCUGCAGCUGGACAUGAACAUCCUGCAGACGCUGCUCCAACAGGAAACUGAUGACAAACAGGAAGCUGCUCACAAGAAGGCUGAGCUGCGUGAGGAGCAGCGGAGGUACCGGCAGUAUUUGUCUGAGGAGCUACAGAAGCAGAGGAGGGAGGAGGAGGAGACGGAGCAGCUGAUGGAGGAGAAACUGAAGGAGGUUUGGGCUAAAAGAGAGGAGCAGAGCCGACUGCAGCGAGAGGCCAGAAACAGACUGAUGGAGGAGGUGAUGGAGGCUCGACGUCUGCAGAUCCAACACAAACUGGACCUGAACACACAGAAACAGGCGGAGCUGUCUGCAGAGAGAGACGAGCUGAACAGAGUGAUGGAGGAGAUGAAGCUGAUGGAGGAGGAGGACAGGAGAUGUCAGAAGCAGAGCUCCGAGGCGUACCAGGCCGACCUGAAGGCUCAGAUCGAGGCUCAGCAGUGGCGCCACAGUGAGCAGAGAGCUCAGGAGGAGAGGGAGCAGCAGCAGGGUGUGAUCCUGCAGCAGCUGUACGAACAGAGGAAAGACCACAUCCUGUCCAGACCUACGUCUCACGCCAGCGCCCCCCAUCCGUUCAGACGAACAGAGGGAUGCACCAGGUCUGCCUCCAGACAGCGACACACAGGGUCAGCCUGCGCAGCCCCACGUUACUCUGAUGGUUUAUAUGAAUAAAAGUCUGUCCACAUUGUGAGCUUCACCUUCAGUCCUUUCACCCAGAGUUCCCACAGAUCCUUACAGAGUCUCCAAACCUGUGUUAAACUGUAGGAACCCUGUAACGAGACACAACCAAACGACUUCUAGAUAACAGCUUCCAGACCUCAACAUUUAUGUUCCAAAGAAAAGUGAGUGUUGUGGCAUAAGCCAGUUUAUUGUGAUCAUUUGAGCUGCACUUGCGCACUAGUCAGCAGAGGGCGCUGCUGACUGUUGGUUGUUGUUGUUAACCAGAGUUGAAAUAAAGAACGUGGCUGCUGCUGCCAAGAGUAUGCUCUUCUCUUUCGUCUGUUUAGCUUCUUAAAAGUUAAGUUAAGCACUUCACAAGUGUUUCCAGUAUCAACAGCUGUGAGGACUUCCUGAGGGCUGCACCCCGUCGGGGGUUUUAUCCUGUUUGCAUUCACAUGGCUGAUCCAAACGCUGACGUGCCGUCCUGUGAAGCCUGAUUUAUGUUUCAACAGUUUGAAGAGUUGCUCAACAGAAAUAUUUUCAACAUUGCUCACCUGUAGAGUUCUGUUAUGUUGCGGACGACCAGUGUGGAUUUCAUUGAUGAAAAUUACGAUUCGGUGAAACACAGGGCGGCAGAUGUGCUUAAGUCCGAGUUUUUAUGAGUGAGCAGCAGCAACUCCUCCAUCUUAUUUGCCAAAGAGUGGACAUUUGCCAGGUGUAUAGACGGGAGCAGAGCGCGUAAUCUCCGCUGCCGUAGCCUCACCAGCACCAGUGCAGGACUGAUCAAUGUGUGGGAGUUCCUCUCUGGUGGAGGUGACCAGUGAGGGGCAGCAGAAAGCUAAAAAAUCUAACUAAACCAGGAGAAGGAGAGAGCGAAGUCCCGAAGCGGCCAUCUUGGUUCUAAAUAGAGUCAGUCGGUUGCUCACAGACGUACUGUGAGCUGAUCAGUCAAUAAAGACACAGUUGAUAUGUUAAAACACGUUUACAGCUGUCUGUGCAGAUUACACUAAACUUGACCACACAAAACUUUGGGCAGAGCCGUGGAGACGACUGAAGCCUGUCACUGGAGCAUGAAUCACAAACAUUGUGCUGCUUUUUAACUUUUGUUGGACGACUGUAAAUCAGACUGUGAGCCGGCUGACAUUUGGCGCAGGAACGUCACUUUUGUUUUGACGAGUCAAAAUCAGGUUUUGUUUCCUCCGUCACGUAUCUGCUCAGUAAACCUGGACUUCACUGUUGCUCCAUUGUUCUGUGUUUCCUUCGUCACCUGUUGUUUGCGUCACAGAUGUAUGAUAAUAACUUGACACUGGCCCACAGGAGGUCAACCACGCUUUGAGGCCAGUUUUUUGUAGUGGCCAAACAGUGGUGUGAUGUCACGUGAUGCCCAAAAAGACUUUUCCCAUUGACUCACAUCAUGAAAGACAGGUCUGUGUGGAUACAUGUUUUGAGUGUCACAGCUCCUGAGAGACGACUCGUCUCAUGAUCACGAUUUGAUCUGUUCAGUCUGAUGACGUUUGGAAAGUCUAAAGAGCCGCGAGAUUAAACCAUUUUAUCUCCACUCAAGUUAGCGGAGUGCUAAACAGGAAGUCAGCUGUGUUCAGCUGUGCUCGGCUGUCACCCCCCCGCCCACGGGUCCCUGCUCAGCUCAUAGACUUUACAUUGUGAUGACAUCACUGUUACAGGUGGAAUAAAAGAUCAAGUCCGCACACCAGAAGCUGCUCCUUGAACAAUUUAUUUAUGUGUUACGUUUCGGGCCCCUGCCCUUCAUCAGACAUAAAGUGAAUGUGAAUACACCUCCAUAUAUACACACACAACCCCUCAGGGUCACCUGACACAAUCAAGUGAAUAAACCACAGGUGUGAGAACAAUAAUCAUAAUUAUCAAACAGAAAAGAAAAAUAUAUUUCUGAUUGAUGAGAAACAAUCUUUAAAUGCACUUUACAAAGAUUCUUUAAGAAGGUUCUAUCAGAAAAUCUUUAAGAAUAUGCGCAGGUAUAAGGCCUGCAGUGCAAAUAUAAAUAUGAACAAAUCCCACACACUUUAAAUAUCACAUAAAGAGAACAUCAGGUGAAGACCAUCAUAAAUUUAUGCGAUAUUAAAAAGGGGAAAAAAAUGUUCUGUAGAGGCGUCUCUAAUAAAUAUCGAACACAGCGUUAUGGCAAGUGCAGACAAUAUGAGAAACAUGGCUCACACAGUAGUAGCAGAAAACAAUCAAAUCCAACAUCAUACCAGCUACUGAGGGAACAAUGUAAACACAAAUGACAAGUUCCCAAAGGGCUUAAUGUUGAUUUUGACUUGAGGCCUUUUUUAUGAUGUGUGUGGUCCGUGUGCUUCAUUUCUAUGGGUCUAGGAACUUGUCAUUUGUGUUUACAUAUUCCAUACUUACUUUGUGGUCCAGCACCCAGCAUUACAUUUUUUUGGGAUGUGCAUGCUACUUUCACCUGUUAUCACUGUUACAGGUCUCAUAUAUUAUGUCAUGUAUUGUGUUUUGUAUUAUGUUUGUGCCCUGCUUGUGUUUCUUAUUUUCCUCCAGGUUCUCUGAGUUCCUGAAGCAGCCUGUGGUCACAUGACCCCCAGGUUUAAAAGGCAAGCCACGCCUCCUUCUGUCUCUCUCUCUCUCACCAGCUGCAGGCCAUGCUGCAGCACUCCAGGCUGUUUGUCCCUUUGUUUUGGGUUUCUUACUGCUACCUUACUUAACAAACAGUCUUGCAUUCAGUUUUUGGUCCCACCAUUUUCAUUGUGUUGCUUCCCGUGAGCCAGGGUUGCAACAUAAUGGGGGCUCGUCCAUUUCUGAUCAUUUCCCCUAGAUUUCUGUUGGUUCCUUGGUGUUCCUUUGUUGCUUGCUGGAGUGUGGAGGCUGUGUGCUUCUCUCCUUUCUGGUUUGGGUUUGGUUUGGCGAGUAUGGUUGUCAUCUGUAGGCCACACAUUUCAGUGCUAGAGCUCCCUGGUUAUGUAGGGCGAGUGUUCCAGCUGGACUUUGAUCCUUCCAACGGUUCACUCUUUUGUUGUUUUUCCUUUUUUGUUUUCGAGGGUAUCCUGGGUAGGGGCACGCUCCAAGCUUCUGCAGUUGGCUGUGUUUUGGCUUUCUGUGGAGCUUUGGUUUUUGCGUUUAAAGCCGCCUCAAGCCUGGUAACCUCAGAAGAUACUUAGGUUUUAGUCUGGUGAGGCAGGUGUCCAGGGUUGCUCCACUCUGCUCUGUGUUGCACUGGUUUUGUGGUUUGAACUUGACAGCCAUGCUCCCUGUUUGUUUGUUCAUCUGGAGGGAGGGAAGAGAGAGCAUUCGUGAAGUUAGGUGAGUUGUGCCAGGAGUGGCACUGUGUUGGGUCCAUGAUCCUAACUUUAGUGUGUUUAGUGGCUUUUGUGUUGAGCUCAGUGUGGGCUUGUGUAGAUGAAUAUUACCCUGAGUGUUUCUGUGACCUUGUGCAUAACCCUGAUUACUAGCAAGCUCAAUUCUGUGCUUGUGUGGGGCAAGUAAUCUUUUGUGCUGCCUUGCUGGCUUGAAGGGUAAUAGUUGUCUACAUUGGAUGGUAGUGUAGCCAUCUUGUGUCAGCUGUGUGCUGUGUUGGACCCGUCUUGUGUUUUGUGCUGUAUGCAUAGCUAAAGGAGCAGCAGUGGUUGCUUUGUGUGAAGCCCCAUUGUGUGUGUGAUUGCUUUAUGUGUGUCCCUUAAGGCAGUGAAACUUGUCAAGCAAACUUUGCUGAAACAGUGGCAACUCUUGAUGAUUUCCUUGCACAGCCUUGUGAAGACGUUCUCGAGAGUUCACCAAAGAAUAACUUCUUCAGCUGGCAUCUAGCUAUGAUAUUGAAAUUUCUAAUGAUGAUAAAAAGCUGAAAAAGAACAUUAAAGAUUCGAUUAAAAAAGAGCUUAUGAGUAGAGGCGUGUUGAAACCGUCUCCUCCAGCAGCUGAGUUUGUCAUGCCUGUGUCCCCUGUUGCAUCUGAGGCUGCAAUCCAGCGAUGGCACAGGGAGUUGGCUCUAAAAGAAUAUGGCGAGACACUGGAGCUUUUCAGACUCUGAUGCUCUCCCAUAUAGUGACCAGUCUUUUCUUGGUUCCUAUGCUUUGGUUAAGGGGUUUGGUAAUGAGAUUUUUGCCCCUACCCCUACACACACUGACACUGAACUCCGACUUGGUAUCUGGUGAAGUUGUGGUUGCUCUUUCCCCACAGCUUCCAAAUGAUGUUUCGUUGCUCCUUGGAAAUGAUCUAGCUGGGGCCGAGUUUGUGUUGCUCCAAAAGUGAGUUCUGACCCUCGGUUAGACAUUGCUCCUGAUGAUGCUCAGUUGGUGACGGAGCCGACGGCAGAUCCUACUUCAUGCAGUCGGUUCAAAGACACUGUGUCAGAGGAUGACGGUGCUGCAGAGCCUUUUGAACAGGUUUUGGUUGGCUGUGCUGGUCCUCUUCCAUGUUGUGCGUCUGGGGACUGGGAUCCUGUGUUGUUGCCGCCUGCUGUUGAGGUUUUUUUGGGUUUGUUUUUUUCCCCAAGUUCAAAACAACUUUAUUUAAACAACUAUUUUUUACUGUAUUUGGAAUAUUAAGACACAAUGAAAGAACAUGAUAAAGAAGAACUGCAAAGUCAAAUGACUCUCCUUCUCCCUUCUUUUCUUGUCACUCUUUUCUCAUGUAUAUAAUGUAACGGUGUCAGUAAACAACAACAGCAACAAACACAACAGUAUGAAUAGGAACACUAUUUGAAUAUUUGAACACUAUUCCAGCAUGGACAAUACUAGAGUUGUGAGCCCUGGCUUUUGAGCUCACACAACAGCUUGUCAAGUUCUACCUCACUGUCAUCAGAGUCCUCCUUUCCUUUGUCCUCCUGCUGGCCCCAUGAGCUUCACCCUGUGGCUGGUGGACCUGAGCCCUGUUGUUCGAAACCUAGAUAAGGGAUUAAGCCGGGAUAUGUUGGUUAUCCUGGUUUAACUUAGCGUUGAUUCGGUUGUUCGAAAGCAGAGGCACAUAUAUGUUGCCAUGGAGAUUUAUUCUGUGCACUCAGCCUGGUCCCGACCAGGUUAACAACCAGGCUUAGUUUAGUCUGGUGUCUUAUCUGUCCAGUCAGCUGUCACUGCGAUCCGAAAUCAAUGUGUUUCACCGUCAUUUCAUGUUCUUAUGUGUGUAUUUGCCUCAUUUUGAACAAAAUACAUGAAGUAUACAAUAAAA